Messenger RNA from Dryobates pubescens (Downy woodpecker), 1254 nucleotides. RefSeq names its product peroxiredoxin 6 (gene PRDX6). Bases 10 to 684 code for a protein of 224 amino acids. NCBI's taxonomy places the organism in Eukaryota, Metazoa, Chordata, Aves, Piciformes, Picidae. Gene Ontology annotation, biological process: cell redox homeostasis; cellular oxidant detoxification. The record is from RefSeq and is a predicted model, not a curated record. The transcript has 5 exons. Gene Ontology annotation, molecular function: peroxiredoxin activity. Gene Ontology annotation, cellular component: mitochondrion; cytosol.
GCGGGAGCCAUGCCGGGCCUGCUGCUGGGCGACGAGGCGCCCAACUUCGAGGCGGAGACCACGCAGGGCCGCAUCCGCUUCCACGACUUCCUGGGAGACUCCUGGGGCAUCCUCUUCUCCCACCCCCGGGACUUCACCCCUGUCUGCACCACGGAGCUGGGCCGGGCGGCCAAGCUGGCGCCCGAGUUCCAGAAGCGCAACGUGAAGAUGAUUGCCCUCUCCAUCGACAGUGUCCAGGACCACCUCUCCUGGUGCAAGGACAUCAACGCCUACAACGGGGAGGAGCCGCGGGAGGCGCUGCCCUUCCCCAUCAUCGCCGACGCGCGGCGGGAGCUGGCCGUGCAGCUCGGCAUGCUGGACCCCGACGAGAGGGACAAGGAUGGCAUGCCCCUGACUGCCCGAGUGGUGUUUGUUUUCGGCCCGGAUAAGAAGCUGAAGCUCUCCAUCCUCUACCCAGCCACCACGGGCAGGAACUUCGAUGAGAUCCUGCGGGUGGUGGACUCCCUGCAGCUCACAGCCUACAAGAAGGUCGCCACCCCUGUGGACUGGAAGCCUGGUGACAGCGUCAUGGUGGUGCCCACCUUGGCUGACGAGGAGGCCAAGCAGCUCUUCCCCAAGGGAGUCUUCACCAAGGACCUGCCCUCAGGCAAGAAGUACCUGCGCUACACCCCGCAGCCCGAGUGAGCGGCGCCCGGGCAGCCCCUGCGCCUGGCCCCGCACAAGCACAGCCUCCUGCCUCACACAGUGCUGCAGCACAGUGCUACACCAGCGCUCCCCAUCCCUUUUGGCCCCCCCAAACUAAACCCCUGGGUGUUCUCUUACCUUGCACAGCCCCACGGGGAAGAGGCUAGGCCGGGGGGGCUCCAGGGCUCACACUGUGGAGUCUCUCCUGCUUGGCACCGGCUGAGCUUUUCCAGGAGGUGUGGUGAGAAACAGGGUGCCAGCAGCCAGGCCCAGGAGGGGUGUCCUGCUGGGCUCACACCUCCUGUUAGGGAGCUGCAGGGGCUCCAAGCUGCUGCCUGCCUUCUGGAGCAGCCAUCACUAACGUGUUAACACCUCUGGCCCCGUGCGUAGUGAAGAAGCUGCAGAGCCAGACCUCACUUGUGCUGCUUUCUCAUCUUGUGCUGGAAGGGAAUUGUCUGCAGGUUUUAUGGAAGAGGGAAUAGGUCAAAUAAACUGAUUCAGAACUAUCUGCAUCAUCCCUCCCCUGCCUCUGCUGCUGUCUGUGGCACCCUGCACCAUUCACUUCGUUCC